GUGAGGCCCAACUUUCAACUUCUUCUUCCCAAUUUUCCAUCAUCUCUUUUUCUUUUUCUCUUCAAUUUCUCCGACAGAUAAUUCAACCACAACACGAACUCUCACAAACGAACAGCCCUUGCCCCCUGUGAGCUGACGAACCAUAAACCCUAAUUUUCACCCCUUCGCAAUCCCAUUUUCUUCUUUUAACCUUCCAUAUUCUCUCGUCAUCGCAACUGAAAAUCAGCAUUUUCAUUCGGUGUAAUUUCUUUUUGUCGUAACGCCUUCGGCUUUAGCUUGCUUUGGUUUCUCUCGUCUGUGUUGUUUUUUUCAGGGAGUUGAAGACGUGAUUCCGGUCGCGUUUCGUGUAGGGUUCGUCGGAAACAUUGCGGGUAAUCGCCGAUUUCGGCUUGGGCGUCUUGAUCGGGUCGCUUUUGGUGGGGUUUCUGCUGUGAAUAUUUUAGGGUUUCCGCGUUACUUCCAGAAAAAUUCCAGACCUUCCUCUUCCUCUUCUGUCCGUUGCGUUGCAUUGGGUUUUUGUUCUUGGAGCUGCUCGAAGCGAUUUCCUGUAAGUAUGCCCGUCUAAGAGCUUGGUGCUCGUCUUUCUGUUUUUUUUCCCCCUUCUUUUCUUGGUAAGUUGCUUGUUUUAUUCUUCCUUUUGUCUUGUGGAAUGUGGGUUUUACUGAUACUUGGCACUGGAGUUUGGUUUUGUGAUUCUUAUUCUGGCUAAAGGUGGUUACUUGUUAUGUUAUUGGUCAUGUUUGGCGCUUUUACCUAGUCAUUGACGUGUUUUUACGAUAGGAUAUGUAGGUUGUACCUUUCAAAGAUGAUUCAACUUCUAAGGAUUGGUUAUGAUGGGAUUUUGUACUUUUAACAAAUUGUCUCUGUUUCUUUAGAUUGGCCAUCUGUUCUUCAUCGGAUGUGGUUCUUACUUGAGUUAUUGUUGGAAGCAGGGCGUUUCUUUAUCUGAUUGGCAAAGAUGUCAUCCGAAUACCCGAUCCUUGAUAAUAGACCUAUAGAUCAGUGGAAGGUCGUAGAGCUGAAGGAGGAGCUCAGGAAGCGGAAGUUGGCAAUCAGGGGUUUGAAGGAUGAUUUGAUUAAGCGUUUGGCAGAAGCAAUACGUAGCGAGGGUGAAAAUGUACAGGAUGAGGUGGAUAACCGUCCGAGUCAUCCAGCUGGUGACAAGAAAGGUGCAGAAGAAGUAGGGGUUUCAGAGAGAGAGAAGCAUGCCCCAUUGGUUGAUGGUUCCAACAUUAAGAGUUCUGAUGCUGGCAAAGUUGGUGCCAAUGGUGGUCUGGAGGCUGUCGGCCAAGAAAAAAUGCAUGAUGAGGUAGCGACAGGAAAUGCUCUUCCUUCAAAUGGAGGAACACCUCUUGAUGGUCAUAUAGAGCCUCUGGAGGGUGAAAGUGAAGUCACUGAAAGUGCUGCAGUUAUUGAGACUGUGGUUCCUGAUUUGACUGACAGUGGAAAAGCUGAGGAAAAUUCUGGUACACAGGAGAUUAAGGAUAAUUCAAAUGAUCAUCUGGAUAAUGGGGAUCCAAAACCACUGCACGAACAUGAUAGUCAUGUACCUCAGUUGGAUAAUGAGGAUACAAAGCCCCAGCUGGAGCAGGAGGAUAAGAAAUCACUGUUGCAGAAUGAGGACUUAAAGCCUCAGUUUGAGAGUGAGAAUUCGAAUUCUGAGUUGGGAAAUGAGGAUUCAAAGCCUCAGCCAGAGAGUGAGAAUCCAAAGUCUGAGCUGGACUGUGAGGAUUUGAAGCCUCCACACGAGGUUGUCAAGCAUGACCCAUCUGCUCCAAAUGACCAGGUAUCUGAGGUUAGCCCUAGUUUAGGGUUUCAAGCAAAAUCUGAUUCACUUUCUACUGAUUCUGUAUCUAUUAAUGAAAAGAAUGAACUAAAGGAUAAUAUAAUUGCUGAUAAUGUCAAAUUAGAACUAGAUGUUGUUAAACCAGUGAUGGUGGAACUAUCAUCAUCAAGUAAUGUUGUCCCGUUUGGUGGUGAAUCACAUCCUAUGGAUGUUGAAGAUCCACAAGAAAAGAAGGCAUUGGUUGAGGAUAAAGAUGGAGGCUUUGAUGCGUAUAUUGGAGACGUGGAGAAGAAAAUUGAUAGCAUUGAUGUGGGUGAUUCUGAGAAGUUGAAUCUGGAUAGAAGUUCUGGUGAUGAUUCUAUGGAUGAAGAUAUUUUGGAGAGUAAGCAGAUUGAUUCGAAGUAUAAUUCCGAUGAAGUGGUAAAUAAAAAUGAGACAGAUGAAGUGCCUGUUGACAUGGAGGUUAAUAUGGUGAAGCUUGAUGGAAAUAAGCCAUCUGCGGACCAAACAGAAACUCUAGUUGAGAAUAAGAGUGGUCAAGAUGUAGGUGUUGAGAAGAGGAAGCUUAAUGACCAGGAAGCUGUGAGCACUGAACCGUUGAAGAGGCAACGGAGGUGGAAUUCCGAUAGCAGCAAGUCUCUUGACGUGCAAAAUCCUAGUCAGACUUCUACUCUUACUCAUGUAUCCACACUUAAGGAUACUGCUUUUCAGCCUCUUAAGCGAAACUUCUCUCGAUCAGACUCCAUGGCCAGUGAGGAAGCACCAAAGGAGCGUGUUGUUCCACCAUCGCAGAAGCCUCCAACCACUUCCCUGAAAAUCGAUCGAUUUCUGCGUCCUUUCACUCUGAAAGCUGCCCAAGAACUUCUGGGGCAGACUGGGACUGUGACAAGUUUCUGGAUGGACAACAUUAAAACCCAUUGUUUUGUCACUUACUCUUCAGUGGAAGAAGCCGUGGAGACUCGAAAUGCUGUGUAUAAUCUCCAAUGGCCUCCAAAUGGCGGACGCCUCCUGGUUGCAGAAUUUGUAGAUCCUCAGGAAGUGAAGUCCAAGGUGGAUGCACCUCCUCCAUCUCCUGCUGCUGCUAAGCCUGCGUCUGCUCCUGUUCCUGCACCAUCAAGCCAGCCACAGCCUUCACCCCGCCUGCAGGCUACUAGACAGCAACUGCCACCACCGCCUCCCCUUCCUCCACCGCCGCCACUAUCGAACCCGCCUCUGGUUAAGGAACGGCUCGUGCCUCCGCCACCUCCACCACUAGCUGAGAAACCCGAGGCCCCUAUUGUGACCCUAGACGACCUGUUCAGGAAAACCAAAGCAGUCCCUCGAAUUUACUACCUUCCGCUGUCGGACGAACAAGUGGCCGAGAAGAAGAGACGUGGGCAGCAGGGUAGAAAUGGCAGGCCCUAGGGAAGUUUACAUUUGUGGCUCUGCUUCUUAUGGGGUUAGAGUUAGAGUAUCAUAAAGUUUCGGUCUUUGCAGGUUCUGCAGGUUUGGGGCGUAGCAGAGAGGGAGAUGUAUGGAUUUGUGUACUCUGAGGAUUUGCAUUUUCAUCUUUUUCCACCCUUCUCUUUUCUGUAGCACUAGAGACCAUGGAAUUAGCAUAUUAGGGGCACUCUGUUUUAUGAGUGAGGUCAAGUGUAUCUGUCUCUACAUAUUUCAUUCCCCUUUGGGUAUAUACUAUUUCCAAGUUGUCGAGCGUUUUAAGGAUGCUGAAAUACCCCAACUUCCCUAUGAAUCUAUGAUGGUGCUUUGCCUUAGUUACAAUGAGGUUCCCAACUUUGGUUUUGGUGCUCUCUUGCAUUAGGAAUCACUAAUUUCCAUGGUCCAUUAAACCGUAUCGUAUCGGCGGUUCAACCACAAAAUAUCAGUAUCGUAGGCUAACUCGAUAGGCGGUAUUUAACGGUGUUAACGGUUGAACUACGGUUCAACCACGAUUUUACCGGAAAAUACCCUACUACUAACUUUUCCGGUACGGUGUCCGGUACUGUUUCAUGGACCAUGCUAAUUUCGAAGAAAUGUCACAUUGACAA
This is a messenger RNA of Linum trigynum, 3813 nucleotides long. NCBI's taxonomy places the organism in Eukaryota, Viridiplantae, Streptophyta, Magnoliopsida, Malpighiales, Linaceae. The record is from the annotation of a GenBank genome assembly.